This is a messenger RNA of Dufourea novaeangliae, 1806 nucleotides long. RefSeq names its product piggyBac transposable element-derived protein 4-like. Bases 1 to 1806 code for a protein of 601 amino acids. Lineage: Eukaryota; Metazoa; Arthropoda; Insecta; Hymenoptera; Halictidae. The transcript has a single exon. The record is from RefSeq and is a predicted model, not a curated record.
AUGUCGAAAAGGAAAAGGGAAAACUUAUUUGUUCGAGAGUCAAAUUGCAGUGAACAAGAAAGCUUUUACGAGGCUUACACGAAUUCAAAUAGCAGCGAUGAGGAAGAAAUCAGAUUUCCUAGAAAUAGAAAUGUAAAUAGAAUUGCAUCAUCUGAUUCCGAUUCGGAUAUUGAUAAGUGCAAUGGUAGUGAUACUGAGUGUAAUGAAGAUUCCAUUGAUGAGAUUUUACAAGAAUUGAUCAUUGAUGAAGACAGGAGGACUGAUGAUACCGAGGAAAAUACAAUUCAAUUUGGCGAAUGGAAUGAAUUUAGUGGUCGGCAGAAGUCAUUUUCUUUUUCCGAGACGGGCGGCCUCAUUAGACAAUUACCAGGUGAUGUUCAUCCAUAUGAUGUGUUUGCGCUGUUCGUCGAUGACGAAAUAAUAGACUUAAUGGUAUCAGAAACAAAUAGAUACGCGGAACAAAAGCUAAAUAAAUCUGACCUACCACCGUGUUCACGGAUGCAUAAGUGGAAACCCACUAAUCCCGAAGAAAUAAAAAAAUUCUUGGGACUGAUUUUAUAUAUGGGAGUUGUAAAAGUAAACCCCAUUGCCAAUUAUUGGUCGAAAAGCCCAUUAUAUAAUUUUCAAUUACCGCGUACUAUAAUGUCACGAAAUAGAUUUGAGUUACUAUUGAGUAACUUUCAUUUUGCCAAUAAUGAGUCCAUUGCCCGUAACGAUCGACUUGGAAAAAUACGUCCACUUUUCGACAAACUGGAGGAAAAGUAUCAGGAAAUAUUAACGCCUGGAGAACAUAUUGUUAUUGAUGAAACGUUAAUUCCAUGGCGCGGAAGACUCAUUUUCAGACAAUAUAUACCAAACAAAGCGCACAAGUACGGAAUCAAAUUAUUUAAAUUAUGCUCAGACACGGGGUAUACAUGGGCGAUGAAAAUUUACUCUGGUAAAUCGGCUGAUGGUAUUAGAGAAACGGGAUUGGCACAUAAUGUAUGUCUUGAGCUUGCAGAAAAACUUUUCCACCAAGGACGCACAUUGUAUAUUGAUAAUUUUUACACCAGUUAUGAGUUAGCAAUAUCAUGCCUAAACCGCAAAACCCAUGUCGUGGGAACACUUAGGAAUAACAAAAAAUUCCUUCCAAAAGAUAUUCUUCAUUGCAAACUGAGAAAAGGAGAGAUGGUAUCCAAAGAAGAUGAUAACGGGAUUGUGGUACUCAAAUGGAGAGAUACACGGGACGUAAGAAUUUUAUCCACAAAACACGCUCCUAUCAUGGUCCCAAUUGCAAAAAAAAAUCGUAGCAUUCGGACUAUUUCUCCAAGUGAACAGAUACCUGCAACACUCAAACCACUAGCUGUUGUCGAAUAUAAUACAGGAAAGUGUGGCAUAGAUUAUUCCGACCAAAUGGUUUCCUAUGCCACUACAAUUAGAAAAGGAAUCAAGUGGUACCGAAAGCUUGGCAUUCAAUUGCUUCUGGGAAUUUCUGUUGUAAACGCCUUGACGGUUUACAAAAUUGCAACGAAGAAAGAUGUAAAUAUUAGAAGAUUUAGGGAAAUAUUAGCUUCAAAAUUAUUUGGGUUGUCUGAUAGCACAACAAGUCCAUGUUCUCGUCGAAGACAGCACCAUAUCGCCGUUCGAAAAAAUGAUUCCGGAGGAAGCAUUAGACGCGCAUGCAAACAGUGUUAUGCAAAUAAAAGUUGUCAAAUGGGCAGAUCAAGAACACGAGAUAAUGUAAAUAAAACAACAACUUAUUGUCCAAGUUGUCCCAACCAACCCCAGCUUUGUAUAGAAUGUUUCAAAGCUUGGCAUUCUCCAUAA